Notolabrus celidotus (New Zealand spotty) is the source of this 2925-nucleotide messenger RNA. It is a transcript of the gene apol, whose product is annotated as apolipoprotein L. Bases 367 to 2145 code for a protein of 592 amino acids. The record is from RefSeq and is a predicted model, not a curated record. The transcript has 4 exons. NCBI's taxonomy places the organism in Eukaryota, Metazoa, Chordata, Actinopteri, Labriformes, Labridae. Gene Ontology annotation, cellular component: extracellular region; membrane. Gene Ontology annotation, biological process: lipoprotein metabolic process; lipid transport. Gene Ontology annotation, molecular function: lipid binding.
ACAGCCUUUGAACGCAGCAUCAGGAAAUGGCUCAGAAACAUGGCACUGCUGUAAACAAGCAGAGACUGUGGUGUGCUCUGCCUGCCUGUUUCUCACAGUGAAUCAUCUCCACCUCAAAGUUUCCCCCUGUCAGUAGAAACCAAUGAGCAUUGAGUCAGGUAUGUGAGCACCUGAGCGCGCGCGGCUCCACCUUGUGACGUGGAGACGGGAAAACGAAACCUAACUGAGUGGAUCCGCACCUCGUGAAGUUCCGUGUCAUUUCUGCAGAUUCAGUCCAGCACUGAGAGAGAGGGAUCAGCAGCAAAUCACAGAGAGUGAGUGUAUGAUGAGGCUGGAGACACCUUAGAGGAGAGAUCACAGAACAACAUGUCUGCGUCCAGAAAAGAACUCCGGGAGGCUUUGUGCCGCUACACCACCGACACCUUCAUCUACAUCGACACCGUCACCAGAUUCUGCGAGAGGAACCCUAAAUGGAUGCUCGGCAUGGAGUCAGAGUUGAACAUGAUAACGGACAUCAAAGAAAGAGCGGACGGCAUCGACCUCGGCUUCGGUCAUGUCACCCAAUCAGAGAACAAAGGAGAAGCCUUCCUGGAGUACAUGAAGAGCAAGGUGACGCAGGGGUCUGCACGGAGCAGGCGUGAAGAGCUGGUGGAGGAGCUGAAAGCUGUGCUGAAGGAGACGCUGUUAGAGCUGGAGAAGCUCCACUGCUUCCUGGACGCGGUGGAGAAGCUGGCAGUCACCUCACUUCACGUGUUCUCAAAGGAGAAGAAGGUGGUGUUAAAUCUGCCAAAAGGGGUCAAACUGCAGGACGUCCAGGUCGUCAUCCUCGCUGCACGACUGAUCUGCCCUCUGCUGCUGGAGUUCAAAAGAGAUGCAGGAGACUUCUUCCGUCCUCAGCUGCAGAAUGUGGAAGUGCUGGCGUAUCAGCUGGACAAAUACAUCCAGACCACCGCCAGGAUCUGUGGGCUGAUAAAGAAGAGCAGCGUGUACGGCAACUUUAACCUGAAGAUGAGCAAGAAAAUCUGGGCCGACCUGAACGUGGAUCUGACUGAAGACCACGUUAAGAGGAUGCUUUAUCACGUCAAUCAGCUGGAUGACAUCAGGAUGAACCAGUCCUUCCGGUUGGUGUUCCUGUUUCAGGAGAAGUCCUGCUCCGGCUUCCUGGAUGAGUUCAGCGAUCGUCGGCCCGGGAUGCUGCAGUCUCUGGAUGAGCUGGAGGCCACAGCCGUUCAGCUGGACUCCAUGAACAAAGGAGCAAAGAUCUCCAGCGUGGUGGGCAGCUCAGUGGGGGCGGUCGGAGGCAUCCUCUCCAUCAUUGGUUUGGCGUUGAUUCCUGUAACACUUGGAGCGUCUCUGGGUCUUACCAUGGCCGGGGUGGGACUCAGCGUCACCAGUGGGGUCAAUGGUGUCGUCACCACUGCAACAGAGCUCGGCGUGAACACGACGCAGCAAAAGAAAGCCAGGGAGGUGUUCCAGAGGUUCAUGGAGGAUGUGCAGAGUCUCCAAGAGCGUCUGGAGGAGGUCAGCUCUCAAACAGUCGCCAGAAUAGAAGAAAGUCACAUGGAUGUGGUCGUUGGAGUCGGCAGGAUGGCAACCAAAGCUGGUGCUACAGUGAGAGGCAUUGAUUCCCUCAUUGCUUCAGCCUCUGUUGUGAAAGUGAUGAAGAGUGAGGAGUUGGUUGUGACUGCCGGUAAGGUGGUGGCUCAGGAAAGUAAAGCUCUACGUAACGUUCCCAAAGUGGCCGCAGACAUCCCAGACAUCGGGCAGGCGGCUGUCAAAGGCCCGCUCGCACUCUCCAAAUCCGCCAGGGCCGGUCUCAUCGGGCUCAACGCCUUCUUCCUCGGCAUGGAUGUCUUCUUCAUCUGCAAAGACAGCAUCAGUCUGUCUAAAGGCAGCGAGACCGAAGUGUCCCAGUUCAUCAGAGCCAGAGCGGCACUUUGGCGCUCAGAGAUCCAGGCGUGGGAGAAGAUCCACGACACCCUGAACAAAGGUCUGCUGACGUCAGAGGAACACAAAGCUGUCCUGGAGACGCCGCUGAACCCGGAGAUGGAGAUGGUGGAACAAACAGAACUCAAAAUGACAACAGCGUCUGAUGAGGUGGAUGAAAACAAGGGGAAAGGAGGAAAAGUUUGUUCUAUAAUGUAGAUCUCAGAGAUUCUGUUUUACAAUCUCUAGCACUAAUCCAUGUAAGUCAUCAAACGUAAUACAUUUAAAUGUGAAUUAAUGGUAGAGUGAGGCAGUUUGAUCUCUGCUCCUGCCGUCCACCAUCACAGAGACUCACGCCGACCCCCUCUGCUCCCAAACUGAGGAGUCAACCAAUCAAACCAGCACUACACAAGAUUUAUUUACUUUAUAAAACUGCAUUAUUAUGGUUUCAUGAAGAGGAAAGACAUUAAAAAGGGGUUAAACUGGAUUCCCUCGAUCUGUAUCCAGCCUGCUUUGCACAUUGAAGUAAUGCUUGCUUCCUCAAGCCAAAUCGUAUACCUUUCUCACUCUUUAGAUGAUAAUAAAACGGUAUUAUGAGUGUGCCUCAUACACAGAAUUUUACGGUGCACUUCCUCUGCCAUCGGUGUAUGAAUGUAAAAGGAAUUGGCAACUGUGUGCGCUAUAUAAUCACAAUAGGUUUACUACUAAAUACAGUAAAUGCUUCAACUUUUUGAGCUGUGCGAGGUCCUUUUAUGAACCUCUUGGUAAGCAUGUUUCAAAUAAUGCCUCAUGAAGUUUGGUGAUGUAUAUCUCCUAUGUUUAAAAAAUCUACUGAACAAAUGUAAUGACUAAUUGAAGGGUGAUUGUCUUAAUACGAGGGUCGCUAUCACUGUCAUAAAAAAAUAUUGUAAAUAAAAAUUCUGUAUCAUCUGUAUUAUUCAAUGUAUAAUUUUGUAUGCACAUUUUUUUGCACAAUCAAAUAAAAUAAGGGGAACAAUA